This is a messenger RNA of Psammomys obesus (fat sand rat), 924 nucleotides long. RefSeq names its product G protein subunit gamma 11 (gene Gng11). Bases 417 to 638 code for a protein of 73 amino acids. The transcript has 2 exons. Lineage: Eukaryota; Metazoa; Chordata; Mammalia; Rodentia; Muridae. Gene Ontology annotation, cellular component: heterotrimeric G-protein complex. The record is from RefSeq and is a predicted model, not a curated record. Gene Ontology annotation, molecular function: G-protein beta-subunit binding. Gene Ontology annotation, biological process: G protein-coupled receptor signaling pathway.
GUCCAGCCCAGCAGCAACCCUGGGCGUGGCAAGGGUCCCUGGCCAGGCAUGCCCAGAGCUGUUACUUGGCCCUGCAGGGUCUGGCGGAGCAGCCAGGAGGAUGCCUCCUACUUAACCCUCGGCAAGCUGCGGGGAGCUCCAGGGCUGGUGGGGUCUGGAGAAGCUGCCUUGAAGUUGCUUGGACUCUGGGAAAGGCCAUCGGGAGCAGGCUCGGGCAGGAAGCCGAGUCCCCGGGGAGCCGGGAGCUGCGGUUCCCGAGCCAGUCACGUCCUGCGCGCGGGGGGCGGGUAGCCUGGGCCGGCGGGUAUUUGGGGAAGAGGCCCAUUUCGAGGCGCUUCCAGUGGCUCUCUUGCGCAAGUGACUUCAGAGCCCAGUUCUGGGGCUGACUUGUGGGCCCAGUUCUGGGGCAAAGAAAGAUGCCUGCCCUUCACAUCGAGGAUCUGCCGGAAAAGGAAAAGCUGAGGAUGGAGGUUGAGCAACUUCGCAAAGAAGUGAAGUUGCAGAGACAACAGGUGUCUAAAUGCUCUGAGGAAAUAAAGAAUUACAUCGAAGAACGUUCUGGAGAGGAUCCCCUGGUGAAGGGGAUCCCAGAAGACAAGAAUCCCUUUAAAGAAAAGGGCAGCUGUGUCAUUUCCUAAUUAACUCUGGGGCAAACUCCGUUCUCAGCUGGGGCAGGUUGUUCUUUGGUUUAAUCUUCCCCCAAAUGAAGCCGAGGUGCGUGUUCAAGAAGGAAAAAAUGAAAUUGAGAGACUGGCAAAAACACUCUUCAAGCAGGUCAUGUACGGAACAUAUCUGCUUCUUGUCUUUGCUCAUGACACAUGCUCUUCAGAGGGUGGAACAUCCGAUGUGCACCUUUGGGAUGAAAGCACGGCUCUCCCCUUUCCGUAUACUGCUUGUUGCCUCCAAUAAAGUUUUGUCUUGGGG